AUGACUGAAGCCCUCGCGGCCCCUUCGCGGCCCGUCGCCGCCCCUAUCGGCCCCGUCGCCGCCCCUAUCGGCCCCGUCGCCGCCGCCAGCGGCCCCGUCGCUGACCUCUCAGGCCCCUCGCGGCCCCUUCGCGGCCCCGUCGCCGCCCCUAUCGGCCCCGUCGCCGCCCCUAACGGCCCCGUCGCCGCCCCUAUCGGCCCCGUCGCCGCCCCUAUCGGCCCCGUCGCCGCCGCCAGCGGCCCCGUCGCCGACCUCUCAGGCCCCUCGCGGCCCCUUCGCGGCCCCGUCGCCGCCCCUAUCGGCCCCGUCGCCGCCCCUAACGGCCCCGUCGCCGCCCCUAUCGGCCCCGUCGCCGCCGCCAGCGGCCCCGUCGCCAACCCUAGCGGCCCCGUCGCCGCCAGCGGCCCCGUUGCCGACCCUAGCGGCCCCGUCGCCGCCCCUAUCGGCCCCGUCGCCGCCUCUAACGGCUCCGUCGCCGCCACUUGCGGCCCCGUCGCCGCCCCUUUCGGCCCCUCCUCGACCCUGCCCCGGCCCCGCCUCGGCCAUGCCCCGUCGCCAGCCGCGGCACACCCGGGGCACGCGGCUCAGCUGCUGGGCGGCUGGGCAGCUCGGUGGCUUGGUGGCUCUGUUGCUCAGCUGCUGGGCGGCUUAGCGGUGAAGGGGCCGGUAGAGGCGGCGACGGGGCCGGUAGAGGCAGCAAUGGGGCCGCUAUGGGAGGCGACGGGGCCGCUAAGGGCGGAGAGGUGGCCGCGAAGGGCGUCGACGGGGCCUCCACGGUGGCGACGGGGCCGCUAG
Closterium sp. NIES-65 is the source of this 795-nucleotide messenger RNA. The record is from the annotation of a GenBank genome assembly. Lineage: Eukaryota; Viridiplantae; Streptophyta; Zygnematophyceae; Desmidiales; Closteriaceae.